Aureobasidium musti is the source of this 1107-nucleotide messenger RNA. The record is from the annotation of a GenBank genome assembly. NCBI's taxonomy places the organism in Eukaryota, Fungi, Ascomycota, Dothideomycetes, Dothideales, Saccotheciaceae.
AUGGCCGGCAAGCUCUUCCAACCUCUUCAAAUCGGCAAGGCCAAGUUGUCGAACCGCCUGGCUAUGGCUCCUUUGACCCGUUUCCGCGCCGACGAUGAUCACGUUCAACUUCCCUUCGUCAAGGAGUACUACUCUCAGCGUGCUUGCGUUCCUGGAACUUUCUUGAUCACUGAAGCCACUCCCAUCUCCGCUCGCGCUGGUGGCUACAACAACGUUCCUGGAAUCUACACCGACGCUCAGAUCAAGGCUUGGAAGGAGAUCGUUGAUGCUGUCCACGCCAAGGGUGGUAUCAUUUACAUGCAGCUGUGGGCCCUCGGCCGUGCUGCUGACCCUAGCGUUCUCAAGAAGGAUGGCUACGACUUCUGCUCUUCCUCUGACCUUCCCAUGAGCGACAACUCGCCCAAGCCCCGCCCUCUUACCGAGGAGGAGAUUCAGAUCUUCAUCAAGGACUACGCCAACGCCGCAAAGAACGCCGUUGAGGGUGCAGGGUUCGACGGAGUUGAGAUUCACGGCGCAAACGGCUACCUGAUCGACCAGUUCACCCAGGAUGUCUGCAACAAGCGUACCGACAAGUGGGGUGGCAGCAUCGAGAACCGCACUCGCUUCGCUCUCGAGGUCACUAAGGCUGUUGUUGAUGCCAUUGGUGCCGACAAGACUGGUAUCAGACUGUCUCCCUGGUCUCCUUUCCAGAGUAUGAAGAUGGACGACCCCGUCCCUACCUUCACCUACCUCAUCAACGGCCUCAAGGAGCACAAGCUCGCAUACGUCCACCUGGUCGAGUCCAGAAUUCAGGGCAACGCUGAUGUCGAGUCAACUGAGAAGAUCAACUUCGCCAUCGACGCCUGGGGCAACACCUCUCCCAUCCUCAUUGCUGGCGGCUUCCGCGCUGACAGUGCCCGUCGCGCUGCUGAGGAGGAAUACGCCGACAAGGAUGUUGUCAUUGUCUUUGGCAGAUACUUCAUCUCCACUCCCGACCUUGUCUACCGCAUCAAGGAGGACAUUCCGCUUGCCGACUACGACCGUGACACCUUUUACGCUGCCAAGAGCGAGAAGGGUUACACCGACUACCCUUUCAGCGAGCAGUUCCAGAAGGAGUCCAAGCUCUAA